Molecule: messenger RNA, 1635 nt
Organism: Vicia faba (fava bean)
Lineage: Eukaryota; Viridiplantae; Streptophyta; Magnoliopsida; Fabales; Fabaceae
Source: the annotation of a GenBank genome assembly
AUGGCAUCAUCACAAUCCGAAGAUAGAGAGAUAGAUAUAACAACUUCAAUCGAACCCGGUUCAGACAUCACCUGGGUAAGAACCGGUUCAGAGCAAGAACUGGAUCUCCCUUCAAGCCCCAGUAGUAGCGGUUACGCCGGAGAAGGUGGCGGUAGCACUAGCGCCACCACCGGCUCCUUAAUCGAAAUUGAACACGAAGAAGAAAUUGAACAAGAACAAAUGAGGAUUCAAAAUCAAAUCGAUGAAAUCUCAAUCUCCGAUUCUAAUUCCUCUUGGAUUCCCGGAAAACGACACCAGGAUGAGGAUGAUGGUUCUAUAUCAUGGAGAAAAAGGAAGAAGCAUUUUUUUAUUCUCAGUAAUUCUGGAAAACCUAUAUAUUCUAGGUACGGUGAUGAACACAAGCUUGCAGGGUUUUCAGCAACUUUGCAAGCAAUCGUUUCCUUUGUUGAAAACGGGGGUGAUUCUGUCAAAUUGGUGAGAGCUGGAAAGCAUCAGGUGGUUUUUCUUGUGAAAGGACCAAUUUACUUGGUCUGCAUUAGCUCCACGGAAGAACCUUACGAGUCGUUAAGAGGGCAGUUGGAAUUAAUUUAUGGCCAGAUGCUUGUUAUAUUAACAAAAUCGAUAAACAAAUGUUUUGAGAGGAAUUCGAAGUUCGAUAUGACGCCCUUACUUGGUGGAACAGACACUGUCUUCUCUUCACUAAUCCACUCUUUCAGUUGGAACCCGGCUACAUUUCUUCAUGCCUAUACAUGCCUUCCCCUUUCUUAUGCAACAAGGCAAGCUGCCGGUGCUGUCUUGCAAGACACUGCUGAUUCUGGUGUUUUGUUUGCAACACUGAUGUGCAGGCACAAGGUGAUCAGUCUUGUUGGUGCUCAGAAAGCUUCCCUUCAUCCAGAUGAUAUGCUGCUGCUGGCCAACUUUGUUAUGUCAUCAGAAUCUUUCAGGACGUCAGAAUCAUUUUCUCCAGUUUGCUUGCCAAGAUAUAAUCCUUCAGCUUUUCUGUAUGCUUAUAUCCAUUAUUUUGAUGAUGACACAUACUUGAUGUUGCUAACCACUAAUUCAGAUGCAUUUUAUCAUCUUAAAGAUUGCCGGCUUCGUAUUGAAAUGGUCCUUUUGAAGUCAAAUGUUCUUAGUGAAGUUCAGAGAUCUUUGCUAGAUGGAGGAAUGCAUGUUGAGGAUCUACCACCAAUACCUCAAUCUGGAACUUCUCAUUUGGGCCAGCACACACUUCCAUCAGAUUCUCCUGAAAGAUUUAAGGAAGUUAAUCAUGUCAUUGGGGGUCCUGCUGGCUUGUGGCAUUUCAUAUACCGCAGUAUAUACCUGGAUCAAUACGUGUCUUCAGAAUUUUCAUCAUCAAUUAGUACUCGUCAACAGCAGAAAAGAUUGUGUAGAGCUUACCAGAAACUUUUUACAUCAAUGCAUGAUAAAGGAAUCGGACCGCACAAAACUCAAUUUAGAAGAGAUGAAAACUAUGUUCUUUUAUGUUGGGUGACACAGGAUUUUGAGCUUUAUGCAGCCUUUGAUCCCCUUGCAGACAAGGCCUUGGCAAUAAAGACAUGCAACCGUGUUUGUCAAUGGAUAAAAGAUGUGGAAAAUGAAAUAUUUUUGCUAGGAGCUAGUCCCUUUUCAUGGUGA